Molecule: messenger RNA, 3856 nt
Organism: Acanthopagrus latus (yellowfin seabream)
Lineage: Eukaryota; Metazoa; Chordata; Actinopteri; Spariformes; Sparidae
Gene: wdr33
Product: WD repeat domain 33
Exons: 21
Coding region: 211-3510 (1099 amino acids)
Cellular component (GO): mRNA cleavage and polyadenylation specificity factor complex
Molecular function (GO): protein binding
Source: RefSeq, a predicted model, not a curated record
GUCCCGGCAUGCUUUUCUGCAGGGCCGAGAAGAAGAAGCGUCAUGAUGGAGUCCGCUGGUGGCUAACGUGACAAACCUUGUUAAUUUGAGUUGAAUAAAGUUUGAGACGUUCAUGGUUCAUCAGAGAAAGUUAACCGGAAGAAUCUAGCCCGUUAAUGACAGCUAGAUAGCUAACUCUGCAGCGGAGACUGUCGGUAUAGCGAGGUCACCAUGGCGACGGACAUUGGCUCGCCGCAGCGGUUCUUCCACAUGCCGCGGUUCCAGCACCAGGCGCCGCGGCAGGUGUUCUACAAGAGGCCGGACUUCGCCCAGCAGCAGGCCAUGCAGCAGCUUACCUUCGACGGGAAACGCAUGAGGAAGGCCGUGAACCGCAAAACCAUCGACUACAACCCGUCUGUCAUCAGACACCUGGAGAACCGUUUGUGGCAGCGAGACCAUCGAGACUUCAGAGCCGUGCAGCCUGACGCAGGCUGUUACAAUGAUCUCGUUCCUCCUGUUGGAAUGUUGAACAACCCGAUGAACGCCGUCACCACAAAGUUUGUCCGAACCUCCACCAACAAAGUCAAGUGUCCUGUGUUUGUGAUCAGGUGGACUCCUGAAGGUCGUCGUCUGGUCACCGGAGCCUCGAGUGGAGAGUUUACUCUGUGGAACGGACUCACCUUCAACUUUGAGACCAUCUUACAGGCCCACGACAGUCCCGUCCGGGCCAUGACCUGGUCUCAUAACGACAUGUGGAUGCUGACGGCAGACCACGGCGGAUACGUGAAGUACUGGCAGUCCAACAUGAACAACGUCAAGAUGUUCCAGGCUCACAAGGAGGCCAUUAGAGAAGCCAGUUUUUCUCCCACAGAUAAUAAAUUUGCCACCUGCUCAGACGACGGGACGGUUCGGAUCUGGGACUUCCUGCGCUGUCACGAGGAGAGAAUCCUCCGAGGUCACGGCGCUGAUGUGAAGUGUGUGGACUGGCACCCCACCAAAGGUCUGGUGGUCUCUGGCAGUAAAGACAGCCAGCAGCCAAUCAAAUUCUGGGACCCAAAGACGGGACAGAGUCUUGCAACGCUUCACGCCCACAAGAACACAGUGAUGGAGGUGAAGUGGAACCUGAAUGGUAAUUGGUUGCUGACAGCAUCACGUGACCACCUGUGUAAGCUGUUCGACAUCAGAAACCUGAAGGAGGAGCUGCAGGUGUUCAGAGGACACAAGAAGGAGGCGACAGCUGUGGCCUGGCAUCCCGUCCAUGAAGGCCUGUUUGCCAGCGGAGGCUCCGACGGCUCGCUGCUCUUCUGGCACACUGGGGUGGAGAAGGAGGUCGGGGGGAUGGAGAUGGCUCAUGAGGGGAUGAUCUGGAGUCUGGCCUGGCACCCGCUGGGUCACAUCCUGUGCUCGGGCUCCAACGACCACACCAGUAAAUUCUGGACGAGGAAUCGACCCGGUGAUAAGAUGAGAGACCGUUACAACCUGAACCUCCUGCCGGGGAUGUCAGAGGACGGCAUGGAGUACGAUGACGUGGACUUGAACAGCGUCGCCUCCAUCCCUGGGAUGGGAAUCCCUGAGCAGCUGAAGGCCGCCAUGGAGCAGGAGCAGAGCAGUAAAGAGGCGGCUCCUGAGGUGGAGAUGUCCAUCCCCGGUCUAGACUGGGGCAUGGACGAGGUCAUGGGAAAAGACACCAAGAAGGUCCCGCAGAAGAAAGUACCAUACGCCAAACCGAUCCCAGCACAGUUCCAGCAGGCCUGGGCUGAGAAUAAAGUACCCAUGAUGCCGCCUGGCGGAGAAUUGUCCAAAGACAGGAAGGUGGAGCAGAAAGUGGACAUGAAGAAGAAAACUCAGGCAGAGAUCGAGCAGGAGAUGGCAGCUCUGCAGUACACCAACCCCAUGCUGCUAGAGCAGAUGAAGAUGGACCGGAUGAACCAGAUGACCCCUGAUGGGAACAUGGGCCCCCCACAGGGACAGGGCGCUAUGCCUCCCUUCCCCGGCCCAGGAGGUGCCGGAGGCCCUGGGGCCCCGAUGGCUCCUGGCCAGCAGGGCUUUCCCCCAAAUAUGCCUCCUCAGCCGAUGCCGAACAACAUGGGGCCCCCCAUGGGCCCCGGAGGUAUGCAGCCUCCUUUCAUGCCCCCUGGACAGAUGGGCCCCCCCUCUGGACCACAGUCUCACCAGGGGCCCCCUCAGGGCAUGAUGGGACCACCAGACAUGCAGGGACAACAAGGUAUGCAGAGACACCCUGGCCCCCCCAGAAACAUGGGUCCCCAGGGGCCUCAUGGCAUGGGACCCAGAGGGAUGCAGGGGCCCCCUGGUGGGAUGAUGGGCCCACCUCCUCGUGGAAUGGGUCCAAGGGAUCCUCAGGGGCCUCCACCUCAGGGGGGCAUGAUGCCACCUCAGGGGAGUAUGAUGGGCCCUCAGGGUCCCAUGCAGGGUGGGAUGAUGGGGCCCCCACCCCGGACACAUGGCAACAUGCCAAACAACUAUGGGAUGGGCAACAUGCAGGGGCCACCGGGUGGGAUGCACGGGCCUCCAGGAAAUAUGCAGGGGCCCCCUGGUAACAUGCAAGGACCCCAUGGAAACAUGCAGGGGCCCUCUGGUAACCUGCAAGGACCACAUGGAGGCAUGCAGGGGCCCCAUGGAAACAUGCAGGGGCCCCCAUAUAUGCAGCACCAGGGUCAGAACACGGGGCCCGUGAUGCACGGGAUGGGGCAGCAGGGGCCCAACAACAAAGGGGACCCUCGGGGGCCACCACCCAACCACCAUAUGGGCCCUCCUGACCGACAGGGUCCCGCGGGUCCAGACCAGGGCUCCGGUCCUUACUGGGGCGACAACCAGCAGGGUCGGCGUGGACCGCAGGACUUUGAUGGGGGCCAGGAUUUCCAUGGCAGAGGAGGAGAGGAGGGCUGGAGACCAGGAUACCAGGGAGGAGGAGGAGGAAGCCACAGGGGUGGAGGACACCGAGGAGGAGGAGGGAACGCAGGGAACUGGGCCCCAGACGGGUUCAGUGGAGGAGAGUUUAGAGGACGAAGAGAGGACAGGUUCAGAGGAGGUGGCCCCGGCCGGCCCGGAGGUCGAGGCUACCAGGAGGAGUACGGUGGCCAGGAGGAGGGCUUUGAGGGCUCAGAGGAGAUGAGCCGAGGCUGGGACAGUGGAGGCAGAGGGAGGCCGCCACGAGGAGGAGGUCCACCCAGAGGAGGAGGUCACGAUGGUUACCGGGACGGUCAGCAGAUGCAUGAUGGUUCGUCUCCGGCCGGACGUGAGCGCUCAUCUUCCCUGCAAGGGAUGGACAUGGCGUCUCUUCCUCCUCGAAAGCGUCCGUGGCAGGACGGCCCGGGAACAGGUGACCCCCGAGAGAGAGAGUCACCUGGAGCUGAUGGAGGUCGGCCUCCUCAGAGGGACGACGGAGGCUACGGUCCAUCUGGUCGAGGCGGACGAAGCGGCUGGGGUCCUGGAGGAGGACCAGGACCGGUCCCCAGGAGAGGAGGACCAGCACCCAGAGGACCACCGAGGGGGGGCGGCCGGGGCCGGUAGUCCUUAAGAAAAAACUCCCAUGAUGCUCCUCUUCUCCGGUCCUCUCCGCCCCUCUUCAGGCCUGAGACCAGGUCCAGAGCCUGAAAGACAAACUGUUGGUCAUGUGACACAUUCAGACCUCGGCUGCUGUGAAGGACGGUGCUGUCUGAUUGGUCCAUUCUGAGCUGACAGGUAGACACACAGGAAGUGUCUCCAGUGGAUCGUUUUAAUGUAAAAAUGGUGUUUGUAUCUCCGUGUUGGUUUUAUUUCACAGUGAACACUUUGUCUGCAGCUCGUCGCUUUUUGUAAAAGAUUUCUAUGUUUUUGUGUUUUCACUGGACAAUAAAGAUUCACACUUCAAAUCGAU